UUUAAAAAAAAAUUUUUAAUUUUAAAAUUUUUAGUCUGAAACAAAAUGGCUACCAAACAAAUUUUAAUUUUUACAAUUUUAAUGUUAAACAAAUUGGGAAAUGCGAAUAUGUGGUUUUGUGAGAACAAUGAAGAUUGCAAAGAAAUGAAUGAAAAUGCAAUUUGUUUUAAAUCUCGAUGUCAGUGUCCAUCAAUGCAAGUCUACUCGUUAGAUAAACGUUCUUGUUUGGAUUCUGUUAUUUAUGGAAAACCUUGUCAAGAAUCGAUUCAAUGUAAUUUAUUAAAUUCAAAAGCAAUAUGUUCUGAAGGUGUUUGUAAAUGUCAAGAACACGAAACGUAUGUGAAAGGUAAAUGUCGUAUUUUAGUACCUUUAGGUGAAACUUGCCAAAGCACAUUAGAUUGUUAUUUUGGUUUUGAUCGUCAAUCAGUUUAUUGUAAUGCUGAAAAAAAAUGUGAUUGUGCUGAAGGUUAUUAUAAGCGUCAUGCAACAAUUUGCCGCAAAAAAAUGUUUAAAGCAAAUGAUCCAUGCAUUGUUCAUACUGAUUGCUUUGGAUUAAGUACUGAAGCACAAUGCUUAAAAAAUGUAUGCGUUGAACCAAAAACUGUAUACAAAAACCAAGUGAAUAAUUUAAAUAAAAAACAAGUUAUAAAAUUAAUUUCUGAAACAAAAAUUGUAAAUUUAAACGAAACCCAACCUAAAUUAGGCGAUCUUUGUAAUGAAUUAAAUAUGCCAUGUCAAGGAUUAUCUAAUUCCAUAUGUAUUGGGCAUUGUUAUUGCAAAUCUGGUUAUUACCCAAAUAAUGAAAAAACGCUUUGUAUUGCUGAGGUAGGGGAAAAAGCUACACAUUCUGAAGAAUGUGGUAAUGCAAAAGGUGUAAAAUUUGAUAGCUCAGAAAAUUUAUGUGUUUGUGAAAAUAAUUUUUUUAUUGAUGAAGAUCAAAAGGCAUGCAGAAAAUCAAUUGUUUUUACAGCAUUUUGUACAUCUCAUGGACAAUGUAGUCCUUAUAAUGCUAUUUGUGAUCCUAAUAGCUCUUUAAGAAAAUGUUUAUGUGCUCAUUAUGAAGAAUAUGAUCAAAAUUUACAACUUUGCGUAAAUAAAAAAGGUUUAGGAGGACCAUGUUCUGAUGAUACAUAUUGCAAUAUAGAAAAUUCAAUAUGUUCUGAGGCAGGAUUUUGUGUUUGUGAAAAAAAUUUUUUUGAAGAUAAUGGUAAAUGUUUACCAGGAUUAAAUGCAACUUGCUUAAGUGAAAACGAUUGUGCUAUAAAUAACAGUACUUGUACAAAUAAUACUUGCAAUUGUUUAAAUAAUUUUACUGUGGUGGAUGGCGGAUGUUUUAAAAUAGCCGAUAAUGUUGGUGAAUAUUGUGAUAAAACUGAACAGUGUCAACAUAUUAAUGGAAUAUGCCAAAAUAAUAAUUGUGAAUGCAGUACAGAAAAACAUGCCGCAUUUGGAAAAUGUUAUCAAAGUAAAAUGCUUCAAGAAGAAUGUGCCAGUAUUGGAGAAUGUCUGUUGAAACCUGAAGAUGAAGAAGGCAAAGAAUGUCGUAAUUCGAAAUGUGAAUGCAAAACAGGUUUUAUACAAAAUCAGUAUGAGCAAACAUGUUCGUAUAAUUCAAGUACAAAGUGUAUCAGUCAAUUAAAUGUUAUUCUCAGUAUUUCAUUUCUUACAUAUUUUUUACUAAAAAAAAUAUUUUAAAUUUAAUUGCAUAGAAUUGUUCCAAUAAAAAAAGUGUUAAUUGUUGUUUAAAUUAUUUAGUAGAUUUAUGAAGAAAAUAAUAAACUUUUAAAAAAUGUAUAAGCAAAUAUGUGUUUGUAUAUAUGAUUAUUUAAACUAAUAACCUUGUGAAUUCAGUUAACAUUAUUUUAAAAUGUUCUACAUUAACGUUUAAUGUUCUACAAAACAGGUUUUGCCAAAAGUAGAAACAACCAGGAAUAUUAUCGUUAUAAAAGGUUUAUUAUGUAAAUUAUAAUUUGGUUCAUUGAAAAACAGCUUGGAAACGAACUUCUAAAAUAUGACGAAUUCUUCUCGAAGCGAUUAGUAAUAAGCGCAAGCUCAUUCUACUCUGAUU
This is a messenger RNA of Condylostylus longicornis, 2068 nucleotides long. Its product is annotated as prion-like-(Q/N-rich) domain-bearing protein 25. Bases 46 to 1695 code for a protein of 549 amino acids. The record is from RefSeq and is a predicted model, not a curated record. The transcript has a single exon. Lineage: Eukaryota; Metazoa; Arthropoda; Insecta; Diptera; Dolichopodidae.